Ceutorhynchus assimilis (cabbage seed weevil) is the source of this 4242-nucleotide messenger RNA. The record is from the annotation of a GenBank genome assembly. NCBI's taxonomy places the organism in Eukaryota, Metazoa, Arthropoda, Insecta, Coleoptera, Curculionidae.
AAUGGCUUCUUGUUGAUUGAAAAACAAGUCUGUUGUGCGCCAGUACCCAAAUUGCUUCGAAUGGUAACACACUCCCCUAUAGAAACAACUUGACAUAAAAAAAGUGAUAAUGGUAAUAGCAGAUGGGAGAAAAAAACUUAGUGAUACUUUGGUGUUUUAUGUUAAUGGCAAAAAGAUAGAAGAUGCAAACAUAGAUCCAGAAUGGACCCUAUUGUAUUAUUUGAGAAACAAACUGCGAUUAUGCGGCACCAAAUUAGGUUGCGGAGAAGGAGGAUGUGGAGCCUGUACUGUAAUGGUUUCAAAAUACGACAGAACCAGAAAAAAAGAAAUUCACAUUCCUGUCAAUGCAUGUCUAGCUCCAGUAUGUUCCAUGCACGGUUUAGCUGUGACCACCACAGAAGGAAUAGGCUCCACCAGAAGUCGCUUACAUCCUAUCCAAGAAAGAAUUGCUAAAGCUCAUGGGUCUCAAUGUGGAUUUUGUACUCCGGGUAUGGUUAUGUCCAUGUACACGCUACUUAGACAAUCUCCAAAGCCAAAGAUGAAGGAAAUGGAAGAAGCUUUCCAAGGAAAUCUUUGCAGAUGCACAGGAUAUCGUCCCAUUAUUGAAGGAUUUAAAACGUUCACUGAAGAAUGGGAAGUUGGAAGAAAUGCAAAUCUUGUCAAUGGAAGUAAUGGAGCUUGUGGAAUGGGGGAGAAAUGUUGUAAACUACAAAAUGGAACUUCGAAUAGACAAGAGGAAAAAGAUAAAUCAGAAGAAAGGUUGUUUAAGGCUGAAGAAUUUGUUCCAUAUCAUCCGUCACAAGAACCGAUUUUUCCUCCGGAAUUAAAGCUGUAUGAUAAAUAUGAUAAGCAUUAUCUGCUUAUUCAAGGUCCGAAUGUAACAUGGCAUCGACCAACAACUCUCGAAGAUUUUUUGGAACUGAAAUACAAUUUUCCAGAUGCCAAAAUAGUGGUUGGUAAUACUGAAAUUGGCGUUGAAACUAAAUUCAAAAAGAUGCUUUAUCCUGUUAUAAUUCAACCUACGGUCAUUGAAGAAUUGAAUUCUAUUGAGGAAACAGCCAGAGGUGUUACGGUUGGAGCUGCUGUGACUUUAACAGACAUGGGAGAUUAUCUAAAAGGACAAAUUGAAAAACAUCCCGAAUAUCAAACCAGAAUUUUCAAAGCGAUAGUUGAAAUGUUAUAUUGGUUUGCUGGAAAACAAAUUAGAAGUGUCGGAGCUAUUGGAGGAAAUAUCAUGACAGGAAGUCCCAUAUCAGAUAUGUUACCUAUAUUAAUGGCUACCAAAGUAGAACUUGAAGUGGAACACAGGAAAAACGGCCAGCGUAUAGUGGUUCUUGAUGGGAACUUCUUUACAGGCUAUAGAAAAACCGUUUUACAGCCUGAUGAAAUCUUACGAGCAAUCCAUAUUCCGUUUACAACAAAAAAUCAGUAUUUUAAAGCGUAUAAGCAAGCGAGAAGAAGAGAAGAUGAUAUAGCGAUCGUAAAUGCAGCAGUAAAUGUCACAUUUGAAAAUGAUAAUUCGAAUUUGAUUCAAAAAAUUAGUUUUGGGUUUGGUGGAAUGAGUUAUAAAACUGUUAAUGCACCAAAAACAGAAAAAAAUCUUGUAGGUGAACCAUGGAAUAAACAAACAUUAGACAAAAUCUAUUCGUUGCUCCUGGAAGAUCUUCCACUAGAUCCGUCCGCUCCUGGUGGAAUGAUCCAAUACAGAAAGUCUCUAGUUUUGAGUUUAUUCACCAAAGCAUUUAUAGCCAUUUCAGAGCAACUUCCAAAUAAGGUGAAAACAGACGAGUUGAGCGAGAGAGAGUAUAGUGGAGGUGAAGGAGUUUGCGAGCCUGAGCAAAAAAGUUCGCAAUAUUUCUCAGUUGUUCCAGAGACGCAAGAGAAACAUGAUGCUCUGGCCAGACCAAUGGUUCAUGCCUCAGCUUUCAAACAAGCUUCUGGAGAAGCAAUAUACUGUGACGAUAUUCCACGUUUUGAUAGGGAACUUUGCUUGGCUUUCGUCACUAGUAUUAGAGCUCAUGCCAAAAUUAUAUCCAUUGAUCCAUCAGCAGCACUAAAACUUGAUGGAGUAGAAGGUUUUGUUGGUAUAGAAGAUAUUGGGGUGGAGCUUAACGUUUGGGGUUCCAUCAUACGUGAUGAAAAAGUAUUUUAUUUUGAUGAAGUCACUAGUCAUGGGCAAAUAAUUGCUGGAAUUGUUGCAAAAACCCAAGCCAUAGCUCAAAAAGCUGCCAAAAUGGUAAAAGUAGAAUAUGAGGAUUUGGAACCUGUUAUAAUCAGUAUAGAGGAUGCUAUUGAGAGGAAAUCAUUUUUUCAAGAUCCAUUGCAUGUUAUACAACCUAGAGGAGAUUUAGAAAGGGUUUUUAGAGAUGCACCCCACGUUUAUGAAGGUCAAUGCCGUAUGGGCGGUCAAGAACACUUUUACUUUGAAACCCAUGGUUUAGUAGCUGUGCCUAAAGAAGAUGAAAUGGAAAUUUAUUCGUCGACGCAAAAUCCUACAGAAGUCCAACAUUUGUGCGCGCAUGUACUGGGUAGCCACCAACACAAAGUUACGUGCAAUGUCAAACGUAUAGGGGGAGGAUUCGGUGGUAAAGAAAGCAAAGCUGCAAUGGUGGCUUUACCAACUGUAAUCGCAGCUAAAAAAUUCAAUCGACCAAUCAGAGUGAUAUUGGACAGAGAUGAAGAUAUGGUUAUGUGCGCUGGAAGGCAUCCUUGUCUAGCUAAAUAUAAAGUGGCUUUUGAUGAUAGAGGAAAGAUUUUGGGUUGUGACGUGAGAAUAUAUCUCAAUGCUGGCUAUUCACAAGAUUUGUCAAUGGGGGUAUGUGAAAGAGCAUUAGCACACGUUGAAAACGCCUACAAUAUUCCAGUAUGCCGAGCUACUGGUUGGAUCUGCAAGACCAAUAUUCCAUCGAAUACAGCUUUUAGAGGAUUUGGUGGACCUCAGGGGAUGUUUGUUGCUGAAAAUAUUGUUCAGGAUAUUGCGGAUUAUUUGGGAAUUGAAAGGAUAAAUGUCAGCGAGGUUAAUUUAUAUGAGAAUGGCCAACUGACACCUUACAAUCAAUUGUUAGAUAACUGCACUUUGGAUAAAUGUUGGAAGGAAUGUAUUACAAGUUCGGAAUUCUACAAAAGAAAAAAGGAAAUAGAGUCAUUCAAUGAACUUCACAAAUACAAAAAACGUGGCAUCAGCCUAAUCCCAACAAAAUUCGGCGUAGCUUUCGGAGCGAUUUUCCUUAACCAAGCUGGAGCUCUGGUUAAUAUCUACGUCGAUGGCUCUGUAUUAGUUCAUCAUGCAGGAAUUGAAAUGGGGCAAGGGAUUUUCACAAAAAUGAUCCAAAUAGUGAGCAGAGCUUUGAAUAUACCUACAAAAAAGAUUAAUAAUAAGACUACUAAUACUGACAUAGUACCUAAUACUAGUCCAACAGCAGCUAGUACAGGCAGUGAUUUGAAUGGAAUGGCUGUAUUGAAUGCUUGCAAUAUACUCAAUGAAAGAUUGGCACCAAUUAAAGCGGCAAAUCCUAAAGGAAAAUGGGAAGAUUGGAUUAAAGCUGCCUAUUUACAAAGAAUAAGUUUAUCAGCCCAAGGGUUCUAUAAAGCCCCUAAUUUGGGACACGAUUGGAAGACAAACCAGGGAAAUUUAUUUUCGUAUUUCACUUAUGGGGCUGCUUGUUCUGAGGUCGAAAUAGAUACACUUACUGGUGAUCAUAAAGUUGUUAGAACUGACAUUGUGAUGGAUUUAGGUGAAAGUUUAAACCCAGCCAUUGACAUUGGUCAAAUAGAAGGCGCUUUUAUGCAGGGCUACGGAUUGUUUAUCCUAGAGGAAUUGGUUUAUUCGCCAAAUGGAUUAUUGUUCACUAGAGGCCCCGGAACUUACAAAAUACCUGGAUUCGGUGAUAUACCUGCAGAACUUAAUGUUUCAUUGCUUAAGGGAACAUCCAACCCUAGAGCGGUAUAUUCUUCCAAGGCUGUAGGUGAACCGCCCCUGUUCUUAGCAUCUUCUGUAUUAUUUGCGAUAAAAGAAGCCAUCAAAGCUGCCAGAUUAGAAAAUGGCAUUACAGAAAAUUUCAAAAUAGAAAGUCCAGCUACGGCAUCUAGAAUCAGAAUGGCUUGUAAGGAUAAUAUAACUUCCAAGUUGAAGGAACCAGAACCAGACUCAUUCAAGCCAUGGAAUAAAGUGGUCUAGUUAUUGUCAGUAUUUUAUCAAAUAUUAAUUAUUAUUCCUGAAUAAAUUAUUGUUAACCCUUUUUA